Hippocampus comes (tiger tail seahorse) is the source of this 1622-nucleotide messenger RNA. Its product is annotated as olfactory receptor 3A3-like. The coding region runs from base 441 to 1415 and encodes 324 amino acids. Lineage: Eukaryota; Metazoa; Chordata; Actinopteri; Syngnathiformes; Syngnathidae. Gene Ontology annotation, biological process: G protein-coupled receptor signaling pathway; detection of chemical stimulus involved in sensory perception of smell. Gene Ontology annotation, cellular component: membrane. Gene Ontology annotation, molecular function: odorant binding; G protein-coupled receptor activity; olfactory receptor activity. The transcript has a single exon. The record is from RefSeq and is a predicted model, not a curated record.
AUGCUUAUGAGGAGAAAGUGGAUCGGAAAAUUGAUGGAUGGAUGGAAAGUUCGAGUGGUAUCAGUGCUCAGUUUCGGUGAGGAACAUUUUUUUUUUUUUUAAAUCCCGGUUUGGGACCGGCAGUGGCUCGGUAUUGGGGCGGUGGCCGGAAAUCCGGCGGCGUCUGUGUGAAAGGCAGCUUGUGCCACGACACCACCAGAGACUGCAACCAAAUUUAAGAACCGUUUUGUCUCUGUUAUUUUUCCUCAAGUAAAGGCGUUGAAGCAAUCCGGUUUUUGCCACCUCUGCUGAUGUCACAGAUACUCGGAUAAACAAGUCGAUAAUCCCGGAGGAGGGCAGUGAUGUCACCCAUUUAUCCUCGGCGACUGCAUUAAAAGCAGGAUGCGGGGAGACCCUCCUCCAUUCCUCACGCUCCCUCACCCCGUUCGCGAUCCGCUUCGAUGGUCGCGUCUGAUUGCGCCGCGUGUGUCAAUGUCAAAAUGUCAAACGAGUCUGCGGGCGCCACGGCCUACGUGAGCCUGGACACGUUUGUCAUCCCGCUGGGUGGCAAGUACCCCAUCUUCUUCGUGGGCAUCUUCGUCUACUUGUUCUGCGUCUUGUGCAACGUGACGCUGCUGGCGGCGAUCGUGCUGCACCGCAACCUGCACAAGCCCGUCUACUUCAUCCUGCUCAGCCUGCCGCUCAACGACCUGAUGGGCAUCACGGCCAUGCUGCCCAAAGUCCUGUCGGGCAUCGUCGCCGAGAGCAACCGCAUGCCGUACCCGCUGUGCGUCCUCCAGGCCUUCCUGCUGCACCUGUACGGCGGCGGCAUCCUCUUCAUCCUGGCCGCCAUGGCCUUUGACCGCUACGUGGCCAUCUGCAUGCCGCUGCGCUACGGCGCCGUCAUGACCCCCAGGGUGGUGGGCGGCGUCGUCGCUUUGGUGUGGACUCUGGACUUGGUCCUGAUCACGGCGCUCUUCUCCUUGCAGACCGGGCUGUCGCGCUGCCGCUCGGACGUCGCCAACGUGUUCUGCGACAACCCCUCACUGCUUAAGCUCAUGUGCGGCGACACGUCCGUCAACAACAUCGUCGGGCUGGUCAACACGGCCGUCAUGCAGGCGGUCAGCGUGUCCGUCCAGGCCUUUUCCUACGUCAAGAUCUUGAUCACGUGCGUGGCGACCAGGCGCACCGAGCCCAAGAAGAAGGCGGUCAAUACCUGCGUGGCUCAGCUGGUCAUCCUGAUCAUCUUCGAGAUCGUGGGCACGUUCACCAUCCUGUCGCACAGGUUCCAAAAUGUGUCCGGUGACUUGCAAAAGGCGAUGGGCGUGUUGAUAUUUCUCAUCUCGCCUCUCCUGAACCCCCUGGUCUACGGGCUGUACACCAGUGAAAUACGAAACACUAUGCUCAGGGUUUUGAAAAAACGAGUCUUUGUCUAAAACGUCAUUUGGAGGGUCGGGAUAUGGGGCAUUGCCGUCAAAUGUAACCCGAACGAGUGAAAUUGAAUAUGACCUGCUCUUAACGUUUGAAUGCCUGCGGCACAACGCGUCAGCUUUCAGCACGCGACCUCUUCCGUCUCGAACAAGGAGUUGAGCCACAAAACUUGCACUGCAACUUGCCGCGACGCUCUCAACCGAGUGGCUAAG